AUGACAGAGAGAGCAGAGACAACAGCAGCACGAAACGGGACAGUGUACUCUUAUUUGAGCUAAGUCAAUUAAAUAAUGGAUUUUUUACUUUCAUGUGGUGAUAAUAUUAUUCAAAGCUUUCUGUGUCUUUAUAAGUAAAUUGUGUUUUCAUCUACCGUUGGAGUCUCAUGCAACUAGCUAUGCAUUAUCCGUAACCAUACAUCCUACGCUGAGCCGGAAAAGACGCAACGCAAAUUCUGCAAAACAUAAGCUAAGUGACGGACUUAAAAGUAAAAGUUAUUUUGGAUACUCGGCUUGAAACGGACUGGUGACUUUGACUGGAAGUCUCCUGCGUGAUGAAAUGAUGAAACCUGCAACUUCAGCUUGAUCUUCAUUUGGAUUGAAUCCUUUCAUCUGGACUAACACCUUCAUGAGGACAAUACUCAAAACAAGAACUUGUACAGCCUGGGGUGUUCUGCGAAACUGCAAAAUCAGCUUUCUUUGAACCAUUUGCAGCCAUCAGUGGAUCUACAGGAAAUAAAGGAAUAUUCUGUCCCAUUAGUUUGAAACUGCUAAUUCUUUGCAGACCAACAGCAGAAUAAAUUAAAGUCUUCCAGCAGUUCAUAAGAGCCGAAAUAGAAGGAUCUUCAGUUCUCAUGAUAGAAUAAGAGACUAUAAAGAAAAUAAUAUGCAGUGAUUUAAGGGCUAAAGGAAUAUUUUUAUAACUCAAAUUCAAACGCAAAGGUUAAAAGCUUCCUCGUUUAUUCUGUGGCAUUUAACUUUCUGUGCACGUCAACGUACUGCUCAAAAAAACAUUAGAAACAGUCACUGUAUUUUUAGUCAUGAAUUACUGCUCACAUUUAUUAGCCAUGACCUUCACAAAGGCAAAGCAAAUCACUAAUAUCUGCAACUAACAAACUAAAUGACUUUUUUACCCAAGAUGUUUCCAUGGAUUAAUUGAUCCUUAAUGCUAAGAAUCAUGCAUAGAUGAUAUGAAGUGCUGGUGAACCAUGCAACAUGGAUCUGGUGAACAGCUCAUAUGAGUUCUUCCUCGUCAAUGCCACAAUCAGUCCCACAACACUGGAGCCCUGGGAUGAAGCUACACUCCUCAGUCUUCAGAUCUCCAUCUCUGCCAUGCUAGCCAUCGUCACUUUGGCCACCGCUCUGUCCAACGCUUUUGUGAUCGCCACCAUUUUCCUCACACGCAAACUUCACACCCCUGCCAACUUCUUGAUUGGCUCUCUCGCAGCGACAGACCUCCUGGUGUCCAUUUUAGUCAUGCCAAUCAGCAUUGUGUACACGGUCAGUAAGACUUGGACCCUUGGUCAGAUUGUGUGUGAUAUCUGGCUAUCAUCUGACAUAACGUUCUGUACGGCUUCCAUUCUGCACCUGUGCGUUAUCGCGCUUGACCGAUACUGGGCCAUUACUGAUGCCCUGGAAUACUCGAAGCGUCGCACCAUGCGGCGAGCGGCACUGAUGAUCGCCGUAGUGUGGGUAAUCUCGGUUUCCAUCUCCUUGCCUCCUCUCUUCUGGCGGCAGGCAAAGGCCCACGAGGAGCUCACGGAGUGCAUGGUCAACACCGACCAGAUCUCCUACACGCUCUAUUCCACAUUCGGCGCGUUUUAUGUUCCCACAGUCCUCUUGAUGAUUCUCUACGGGCGUAUCUAUGUGGCGGCUCGCUCCAGGAUCUUCAAAACACCGGCGACCAGUGGAAAACGGUUCACCGCUGCUCAGCUCAUCCAGAACUCGACGGGUUCUUCGCUCUGCUCCCUGAACUCCACUUCUAAUCAGGAUGGACAGCUUCAUCCUGGAGGAGGAGGAGGUGGUGGAGGUGGGGGAGGAGGGUCUCCUCUUUUCACGAACAGUGUCAAAGUGAAGCUGGCUGAUAGCGUGCUGGAAAGAAAGCGUCUUUGUGCCGCUCGGGAGAAGAAGGCCACCAAGACUCUUGGGAUUAUCCUGGGUGCGUUUAUAGUGUGCUGGCUCCCAUUCUUCGUGUUCACGCUGGUGAUGGGGGUCUGUAAAGACUGCUGGUUUCAUCCUGUACUCUUUGAUGUGUUCACCUGGCUGGGGUACCUCAACUCGCUCAUCAAUCCAGUCAUCUACACUGCCUUCAAUGAUGACUUCAAACAAGCCUUCCACAAACUCACCAAGUUUAAAAGAUGCUACUGAUGUUACACGCCUCCCAUGUGCUUUGACAGAUUCAUGACUUAGGUUUAAGAGGGUUUCUGCAGAAAAUAUCUGAAUCCUGUGAACAUUCAUCGUUCAUCUGCUGUUGAGGACCCAACGUACCUUACCGUUCGUUUUUCAGUGAGCUCCUAAAUGCACACGUAGUGUCUGGUCGAUGUAUAUUACUGUUCUCAUGAGACAGCUUGUAAAAUAUUGUGCCAUAUUGUUGAUGCUUCCUCGUAGUUUAUGAAUGCAUGCAAAGAUUAUGGAUCCUUCGCUAGAGAGCAACGUUCUACUGUCUCUGUAACUAAUAGCUGUCUAUAAACUGCCUUAUUUACCAGAAACAGACUGAUAUUAAUAUCAAAGGCUAUUUAUUUAAAAAGAACACAAAUAAAUAAAGGCUGUUGUUCCCAAAGGAACGAAUAUAUGGGUCCCCUGAGGACAAAGCUGAAGUCCAUGGACAUUAGCAUAGACUCCCGAAAUAAAACUGUUCAUUAUAGAAGAUUAAACAAAGCUUUAGGUUUUUGUAUUUUUGAGUGACAGGACUUUGGUGUUAGUUUCCUCUUUAAUUUUGA
Carassius gibelio (silver crucian carp) is the source of this 2720-nucleotide messenger RNA. RefSeq names its product 5-hydroxytryptamine (serotonin) receptor 1D, G protein-coupled (gene htr1d). Bases 997 to 2148 code for a protein of 383 amino acids. The transcript is spliced from 2 exons. Gene Ontology annotation, molecular function: neurotransmitter receptor activity; G protein-coupled serotonin receptor activity. The record is from RefSeq and is a predicted model, not a curated record. Gene Ontology annotation, cellular component: dendrite; plasma membrane. Gene Ontology annotation, biological process: regulation of behavior; chemical synaptic transmission; vasoconstriction. NCBI's taxonomy places the organism in Eukaryota, Metazoa, Chordata, Actinopteri, Cypriniformes, Cyprinidae.